AGCAGACCUUGUUUUUCCCGUAUUCGGGUUUAUUGAGUAAAGAGGACUUCAAAUUUGGACAUGGUAAAUCGGUAAAUGAAUUUGGGUGAGAGAGCAGAGUGCCAGAGAGACACUGUUAGAGUUCUAGGUUAAGAUCAAAACUCGAAUGGGGAGAAUUUUCCUGGUUGAAUUAGAUGGCAGAGCUUAUAGAUGCAGAUUCUGUGACAGCCCCCUUGCCCUUGCCGAUGAUAUCAUCUCUCGGUCUUUCAGCUGCCGUCGAGGAGGGGCAUAUCUGUUCAGCACUGUGGUGAACAUAACGCUUGGUCCCGAGGAAGAGAGGCUAAUGCUUUCUGGUUUGCAUACUGUAGAAGAUAUUUUUUGCUGCUGCUGCGGACAGAUUCUUGGAUGGAAAUAUGUAAUUGCACAUGACAGAAACCAAAUAUACAAGGAAGGAAAGUUUGUGCUCGAAAGAUGGAGGAUAGAAGUGGAUGUUGCUGAGGAAUUCAAUUUAGACGCUCCUCCCGGUUCAAGUGACACAGAAAUUCCUUAGGAAGUUAUCACUAAUCAUACAGUUAAUAAGAUCUGGAUGCUAUACUAUACAUGUUAUCAUAUAUACAAUUUGAACAGCCAUUUGUAACUAUUAUGAGUAUGAGGAAGAUGCAUUUUUCUGUAAGCAAAGCAUGUUGGAUUAAAUUGUUAUUUUUCUUCUUCUUUGAAUUCAGAUGUGAGCAGAUAAAUAUGUUGAGA
Molecule: messenger RNA, 726 nt
Organism: Prunus dulcis (almond)
Lineage: Eukaryota; Viridiplantae; Streptophyta; Magnoliopsida; Rosales; Rosaceae
Product: protein yippee-like At5g53940
Exons: 5
Coding region: 146-529 (127 amino acids)
Cellular component (GO): ubiquitin ligase complex
Source: RefSeq, a predicted model, not a curated record